Molecule: messenger RNA, 1167 nt
Organism: Suillus fuscotomentosus
Lineage: Eukaryota; Fungi; Basidiomycota; Agaricomycetes; Boletales; Suillaceae
Exons: 3
Coding region: 1-1167 (388 amino acids)
Source: RefSeq, a predicted model, not a curated record
AUGCAAUUCCGAUAUCUUGUGCAGUUGCCACGCGUUGACGAGGACGAUCUGAAGCGUAUCUCAAGCACAUUAGCUGAGUUCCACACCAAAAAGGAUGCGAUCAUUGCUGCUGGGGCUCGCCGGGGGAGUGGCAAUAGAGUCAUCAACAACUGGUAUAUACCCAAGCUGGAACUGAUGCAAAGCAUCGUUGCCAGCAUUCGCAACUCUGGCAUCAUAGGACAAUGGUCUGCUGAUGUUACUGAACAUGCUCACAUCACCGAGGUAAAAGAUCCCGCAAGAUCAACUAAUAACAACAACUACGACCCUCAGAUUUGCCGAUAUCUUGAUUGUGCCGAAAAGUGUCGUCGAUUUGAGCUCGCUACUGGCAUUUUAGAUUGCGGGGAGAGUGUUGGGAAGCUUGAAGAUUUAGAUCCUGAUGAUGAAGAUACCAAUGUCAACGAUGCUGAUGUGCAAGAUAUCUUCAUCAGCGCAACACAAUCACGCCCAAUCACGAACUAUUUUGAAAUUUCUAAGCUGCUCCAGCGCCGAGAAUUGGCCAUUGCUGAUUUCCUCCAAUGGGAGGCAACUUAUGGACAUGCACACGUUCAUGUGAUAGGCAGUCCUAGAAAGGCUGGGCCUACCGCUAUCCUUCCAUUUGACAAAAUUCAAGUCUGGUUCAAAAUUCGUGUGCAAGAGAUGGAGCUAUAUGAUGCUCACACUGUUAGAUCAGCUCAGACGCUGAAUUGUGCACCGCCCAACAACCCCUGGACCCUAGGCCAUUAUGAUACGAGCAUCUUCAAGACUGACACAAGCCACACAUGGCCUAACAGUGGUCUUUCUGGUCACACAGUUGCCCAGAUUAGACUUAUCAUGCGACCUAUUGGUAAGAGCAGCACACAAUGGUCAUGGAAAGACCAAUUUCUCACCUAUGUCCAACAUUUCGACAUCUUGAACGAUCGAGAUCCAACUAUGCAGCUGCAUCUGCUCAAGCGAGCCAAGCGUUCAAAUGGGAACCGAAUGGGAGAUGUCAUACCUGUCUCUCAAAUGAGGGCCCCCAUCAACCUAAUCCCGCGCUUUGGCGCUAUUGCAGAUGUCCGUUUAACAGCAUACAACAGCAUGGAGCAUGCCACGGAGUUUUGGUUGAACGAGUUUUGGGACAAAACCACAUUCUUCGCGCUAUCACGGUGA